Salvelinus sp. IW2-2015 is the source of this 4164-nucleotide messenger RNA. NCBI's taxonomy places the organism in Eukaryota, Metazoa, Chordata, Actinopteri, Salmoniformes, Salmonidae. The record is from RefSeq and is a predicted model, not a curated record.
AUGGACUUUCAAGACUUCCAGGCCACCUUGUAUGGAGCGAGGCGUUCGCAUACAGCUGCCAACAGCAGGGGGCAGACGCUGCUCAGUAUCACCAAGCUGCAUGAGCAGACCUACAUCAAGUGGGGUGACUCCCCCCCGCUAAAAUACCUCAACUGGGAGAACGACCAGCCGAGCCAUGUGGAGGAGGAGAACUGUGCAGUGAUCAGGACAGAGUCGUCUGGCCGCUGGCAGAACAGAGACUGCUCUGUAGCCCUUCCCUAUGUCUGUAAGAAGAGACCCAAUGCCACCCUGGACCCCUUCACCACUGACUCGUGGGCGGAUGAUGAGAAGUACGAGUGUGAUGUGGGCUGGCAGGCGUUCCAGGCAGGCUGCUACAGACUGACGUCAGAGAAGGUGGACUGGGACYCUGCUCAGAAAACCUGUCAGAAAAUGGAGUCCAACCUGGUCAGCCUCCACACCCUGCCUGAACUAGAGUUCAUCAUCAACAACAUCAAGCGAGAUGUGGAGGAGCUGUGGAUUGGUCUCCAUGACACGGCUAUGCAGAUGGACUUCCAGUGGACAGACCACACGCCCGUCAUCUUCACUUACUGGCAUCCCUUUGAGCCCAACAACUUCCAAAACACCCCCGAGGACUGUGUCACCAUCUGGGGACCCGAAGGCCGCUGGAAUGACAGUCCCUGUAACCAGACCUUGCCAUCCAUCUGUAAGAAAGCAGCCCAGAAGACUGACGGACAGGCACAGAACCACGGGUGCAAACCAGGCUGGAGAUGGCACAGUCCGGCCUGCUACUGGGUGGGAGAGGAGCAGGUGACCUUCGAGGAGGGCAGGAAGGCCUGCGCUGGCAGCGGAGCUACCCUCAUCACCAUCACCAAUAGGUUUGAGCAGGCAUUUGUCAACAGUCUGGUGUUUGGCCGUUCUGGGGAUUCAUUCUGGAUAGCCCUGCUUGACCAGAACAGCCCCGGAAAAUUCCACUGGCUCAGCGGGGAUGAAGUGGCCUAUACCAACUGGAACAGAGACCAGCCAGGAGGAAACAUCAAAGGGGGCUGUGUAACCAUGGAGACGGGCUACGCCACAGGCCUAUGGGAGGUGAAGGACUGUGCGUCGGCCCGGGCUAAGUUCAUCUGUAGACUGAACCAGGACACGUCCCUCAGCCCUGAGCCCCCCGCCCCGCACCCCACCCCCAGCCUCACUGGAUCCUGCCCCAACGGGUGGAAGACAAACGGCAAGCUGCACCACUGCUACAAGGUGUUCGACUCAGCCCAGAUGGACCAGAAGCUGAGCUGGCUGCAGGCCCACCUAGCCUGUCAGAGACACCAUGGAGCCAACCUGCUGAGUGUCAGUGGCCCAGAGGAGGAGCACUUCAUACUGCAGAUACUACACGAAGCCUUUGGGGAGUCAGAGGACCAUGAGCAACGCUGGUUCUGGAUCGGCCUGAACCGCAGGAACCCCAUGGACAACGGGAGCUGGAAGUGGAGCGAUGGACUGGCCUAUACGUACCAGAACUUUGGGCGUUACUACUACAACGUCCGUCAGUGUGCAGCAGCAGACCUGGGCACCAUGACCUGGCUGGCCAUGCGCUGUGACUCUGGACUGGACUGGAUCUGCAAGAUCCCCAAAGGAAAAGUUGAUCAGGAUCCAAACCCCACUGAAGCCCCCACUGCCAGUGAGUGGGUGGGCUUCCAGGAGGCAGAGUAUAAGUUCUUUGACCACCGGUCUACGUGGGACCAAGCCCAGAGGAUCUGCUCCUGGUUCGAUGCUUCUCUGGCUUCCAUCCACUCUUCUGCGGAGGAGGUUUUCCUUGCCAACACACUGCACAAGAUGACCAAGGUAGAGGGGGACCACUGGUGGGUGGGGCUUCAUACGUAUGAGAACGAUGGCCGUUUCCACUGGUCAGACCACUCUGUGCUCAACUAUGUGUCCUGGGCUUUCGGCAGGCCACACCCACUCAGCCGCGACCGCAAGUGUGUCCACAUGUCAGUCAGCAAAGCGGAGUGGGCAGAUCAGAAAUGUCACUCAGACCUGCCCUACAUCUGUAAGAGAGUGAAUGUCACAGGCACUAUCCCACCCACACCCUCCAUCCCCCUGCCCCUCGCGGGCUGCCCCGAUGGCUGGGCCCCCUUCCUGCACAAGUGUUAUAAGGUGUUUGGUCAUGAGGAGAGCCGGAGGGCCACAUGGUCAGGAGCCAGGCUCAUGUGUGAGUCACAGGGAGGAGCCUUGGCUGUGGUACCCAAUCACGUGGAGCAAGCCUUUGUCACCACUCUGCUGUCCAACGUGAGUUUUGACCUGUGGGUGGGGCUCACGUCUGACUCUAAAGGCCACUUCCAGUGGGCUCGUCCUGGACUCCUCAGCUACACCAACUGGGCCUCUGGAGAACCCCUGGACAACAGUGGACCACUCCACAACAAGGCUCCGAGGAACUGUGUGGUGAUGAUCCAUGGGAACCCAGCUAAAAAUACUGGCAUGUGGGCAUCCCGGGCCUGUGAGAUGGAGAAACAUGGCUACAUCUGCCGGAAGAAACAAGACCCAGCUCUGCCCCCUGGCGCUGCCCUCCUGCCCUCCUCCCUGUCGGGAGCCCUGGACCUGGGUGGGGUGUCGUACCGCAUAGUGAAGAAGCGCCUGGACUGGAUGGGGGCGUUGCAUGUGUGCGAGUCUCUGAACGGGACGUUGGCUUCAGUGAGAGACCCCUACCAACAGGCUUACCUCACACUGCUGAUGAACAGCCUACACCUCCCAGCAUGGAUCGGCCUUUACAACAAUGGGGGACGGAGCUUCAGCUGGUUGGGCGAGGAGGACCUGAGUUACACUGCCUGGCGGGUUGGGGAGCCUAAUACACUGUCUGGAUGUGGUCACAUGACCACGGUGGGGCAGUGGACUAUGACCCCCUGUGACGCUAAACUGGAUGCUGCCAUCUGUCAGAUUAAUACAGAGGAGGCUUUGGUGCACAAGUGGAGUUUCCCAGGACAGUGCCCUCACUCUCUGGGCGACUGGGCCUGGGUGCCUUUCAGGAACCACUGCUACUCCUUCAACCUGCAGAACCUCCGGCUGCAGACCGACGCCCACUCCUCCUGCAGGAAGGUGGGUGGCCAGCUGCUGUCAGUCCUGGAUGAAACAGAGAAUGGCUUUGUGUGGGAGCACAUCCAGGGCUACCAGGAGCAGGCCCACGGAGCCUGGCUGGGUAUGACCUUCAACUCCAAAGGGGGCAGUCUGAUGUGGUCUGAGAGUGCAGAGGUGAAGUUCACUAACUGGGAGGUGCAGGGCACCAACCUGAGCAUGCUGUUUCCCAACACCUGCUUCUGGAUCCAGAGCAACACAGGCCUUUGGAAACCAGGCACCUGCAAGAACCGCACACACGGAGUCAUCUGCAAACGGCCACGCAGUGCUGAGGCUUUGGCGGUAGUCUCUGAAGAGGACCACCUGCCCACUCUGAUUGUGAUCAUGGUGACGGGUCUGGUGUUGGUGAUCCUCAUUGCGGGCGUGAUCUACCUGUACCGCCGGCACCAGGCAGGCUCCCGGGGAUCUUACGAGGGGGCGCGCUACAGCCGCACCAAGUCCAACCCCUCCGAACAGGCCGAGAAGAACAUCCUGGUGUCUGACAUGGAGCUCAACGAGCAGCCGGAGUAGCACAGCCAACCAGGACUGGCCCCUCCCCCCGGGGCAGGAGACACCUGGGAGUACCUAAUACUGUCUGACUGAUACACAUUCUGCUUCUACGUUUUAUGUCCCUGUUCUGUUUGAAAAGAUGUUGAAGAUGCUGAAGGUCUGUGCUGUGUGGAGCGCAGCAGAUGCUAAUCAAAUUCCAUUUAAACAGUCAUUCUCCAAAGGGGUUAAUAAUAUGCAAAUUACAAUAUGAACUGCUUUUCUUAGUAGUAUAGCAAUAAUGUUUCUGAUGUCAGUUUCACAUUUCAUUUCAAACAAGUUCCUGUUUCUGGUCGCUAAGUCUAAAAGGCAGAUGCCAAAAGCCAAAGACAAAGGCUUUGCGACAGUUCUUCCCUUGUCAGGAGACUCAGUAUCAUCCAAAUAUCAACACAGCCUCCAUCGAGACCAUGACAGUAUUUACCUGAGGUUAACUUCAGGUUUGUUUUGUAUAUUUCCUUUUGGUUUGUUUGUGUGUUUUUUUUGUCCAGUGCAGCUGUAGUGAAUCUGUAGUGAAUCCUCCUAAAUCUG